GAAGCAUCCAUAAUCAUCAUCAAUGAUAACUAUACACUCCAAAAUCAGGGAUCUACGAUAUCAAAAAUGCUUGUCCCUGUACUGAAGCCUUCACUCAAGCAAGCAUGAAAACUCUGUGCAACAUGGAGAGUGGUGAUGGUGGAUGGACAGUGCUAGUGAAGAGGACACCAGACGUUGAUGAGAGAGUUUCAUUCAAAAGGCCGUGGGUGGAUUAUGAGAAUGGAUUCGGGAACCUAAGUGGCGAGUUCUGGUACGGACUAAAGAACAUGCACUGUCUUAUGAGUCGAGAGCCAAUUAUGGAGGUUGAAAUUGAAUUGAAAAAGACUGAUGGCAAAAAUGUUCUUCCGUACGAUAACUUUAAAGUGGAUGGACCUGAUACAAGUUACACACCGCAUGUGUCGGACAAACAGUAUGAAGGCCAUGAUUUCUUUAGUCGUAAAAACAGAAUGAAAUUUUCCACAUUUGAUCAAGAUAAUGACCUAGAGUCAGGUAGUUGUUCAAAAUUUUUCAACGAAGGCGGAUUCUGGUUUAAUAACUGCUACAGCAUAUAUCUAACUGACAUGCCGAAACCUCAGCUAUAUCAUGAUGACCUAUUUUACUAUAUUCCCUAUGAUUAUGCUGAGCUCCGAGUGCGUCCCAAAGGUUGCCCAGCUUUCGGUGCAUGAUGAUCCUGAUAGUUGUGAGUACGAAAAGAAGGGAAAAGAACUGAACAUGACAAUUUUGUGAACUUUGUUGAAG
Molecule: messenger RNA, 738 nt
Organism: Halichondria panicea
Lineage: Eukaryota; Metazoa; Porifera; Demospongiae; Suberitida; Halichondriidae
Product: fibrinogen-like protein 1
Source: RefSeq, a predicted model, not a curated record